Molecule: messenger RNA, 19649 nt
Organism: Sinocyclocheilus rhinocerous
Lineage: Eukaryota; Metazoa; Chordata; Actinopteri; Cypriniformes; Cyprinidae
Product: obscurin-like
Exons: 82
Coding region: 159-19091 (6310 amino acids)
Molecular function (GO): protein binding; guanyl-nucleotide exchange factor activity
Source: RefSeq, a predicted model, not a curated record
AGACACUGGGGGAUAAAACACACUGUCCUCCACCUCUACAGUUCACGGAAUUUACCUGUUUUCACGAGGAUAUUUUCACAUGCCAACAUCGGAUAUUUAUGAACAUCUGCACUGGGUUAUAUAAGUAGCUUAAGCUUAAGGGGGAAAAGAAAGCAGGAAUGGAUCAAAAUCUAUUUGGCGGGGCUCCACGUUUCCUAACUCGACCCAAGGCCUUCUCGCUGUGCGUAGGACGAGAUGCCUCCCUCAGCUGCACUAUUGUGGGAACCCCUGUUCCUGUAGUCACCUGGGAGAAAGGCAAGAUGCUUCUUUCUGCAGGUGGACGCUUCAAAACAGUAGAAGAUGGUGAUGUUUACCGACUUACCGUCUACGAUCUAACUCUAGAAGACAGCGGUCAGUACAUGUGUCGUGCCAAGAACAAUGUCGGAGAGGCAUAUGCAGCUGUGACCCUGAAGGUGGGACUGCCGGAAACUGUGAUUGAUCGGGCCCCAGUGUUUACAGUAAAGCCUGUCUCCUCCCGUGUGGGUGUAGGGGGUGAUGUUACCUUCUAUUGUCGGGUGGCAGCCCAUCCAGCACCAAACUUUGACUGGGAAAAGGAUGGUCGCUACCUGGGUGAGACCAACCGCAUCAAGAUAACCUCAGAAAAUGAAUCCAGCUCCUUGAGGAUCCAGGGUGUUCGGAGCUUGGACAGUGGUACCUACACCUGCCGUGCACAGAACUCCAUUGGCCGUGCUCAGACCGCUGCUGCUCUGGUGGUCGACCUUCAAGAUACUCGUCUCCUGAAUGCAGACAAGAGCACAUCCCUCCUCUCACACAUGCAGAAGCGGAAAGAAGAGAUGCGGAAGGACAUCUCCUUAUACCGCACCAUGGAAAGUUCCUCAACCACGCAUACAGCUUCAUCUUCCAUGAUCACAGAGGAACUUGGAAGCUUGGGACUCGCCUGUGAUCAGGAGCAGAGGGUUUCGGCCUUAACCAGCAUGUUGCCCAAAGGUGUGUUUACCCGCACCUGUACGGUGACCGAGGGUAAACAUGCAAAGCUUAGCUGUUUCGUCACAGGCCAUCCCAAACCUCAGAUCAUCUGGAGGAAGGAUGGGGUGAACAUCAGUGAGGGCCGCAGACAUGUUAUGUAUGAGGACCAGGCUGAAAAUUUCAUCCUCAAGGUGCUCUACUGCAAACAAAGUGAUAAUGGGCUGUACACCUGCAAUGCAUCCAACUUGGCUGGACAAACCUAUAGCGCUGUGCUAGUGAUUGUCAAAGAGCCAAAGAUUCCGUUCAAGAAGAAGCUGCAGGAUGUCGAGGUGAAGGAAAAGGAAACAGCAACUCUUCAGUGUGAGGUGCCAGUGCCGAACACAAAGGCCAGCUGGUUUAUGGAGGAGACCCAUCUGGAGGAAAAUGCCAAGUACCGCAUGGAUGUGGAAGGGACCCUGCGUCGCCUCACUAUUCACAAUGUCACCACCAAUGAUGAUGCCGUGUACAUCUGUGAGAUGAAGGAAGGCAGUCGCACUGUGGCUGAACUUACAGUGCUGGGCAACAUCACUAAAAAGCUGCCGAGGAGGACAGUGGUGCCGGUUAGCGAUACUGUGAUCUUCUGUGUGGAACUGGAGAAACCAGUAGAUGAUGCAUACUGGACCAGGAAUGGGGAGAGGCUGAAAGAGGACUCCCGAAUUAUUAUCGCCCGCAUUAACAGACAGUACACACUGACCAUUCGCGAAUGUACUGCAGAGGACUCGGGUGAGGUGGCUUUCAUCGCCCAUGACUGCAAGACAUCCACCCGCUUCUCUGUCACAGCACCAAGGAAACAUCCCCCAGAUCCCCCAGCUGAGCCAGUGGUGCGGAACAAGACAGAUUCAUCGAUCACACUGUGCUGGUCUCCACCAGACAGUGAACGGCCUGUGCCCAUCACCGGCUAUAUUGUGGAGCGCAGGAAGGUGGGAGCCCAAACCUGGGUUAAAGUCACUUGUACAACUGUGUUUAGCACUGAAUACACCAUCAGUGAAAUUCCAGAAGAGGCAAGCUAUCAGUUCCGUAUCUCAGCGGUCAAUGAUUUUGGUCAGAGUGCCUAUUUGGAGGUUCCUGGAACGUUUUACCUUGAGCCCACAGCGUCAGUGAAGACAGGCCUGGUGAACUGCAGUGCACAUGUAGGUGAAGAAGCAACCUUCACUGUGGAGCUCUCAGCCGUAUGUUCCAGCUCCUGGACCAUAAAUGACAGAAUGAUCCGCAGUGGAUCUGAGUAUCUGAUCACACGCUCAAAGACCACACACACGCUGGUCAUCAGGGAGGUGUCCAUGGAACUGAAUGGAGCACAGGUCAAGUUUGUGGGUGGCGGAUCUCAGAGUGUUGCCACGCUUAGUGUGAAAGUCGCACCUGCACGUUUCACCAAUAAGUCUUCUCAGGUGGAGGUGUUUACUUUCAGCAUGCACUCCUCUGCUCAGAUGUACACAGAAGUGUCCGAUUCAAGUGUCCAGGUUGUUUGGAUGAAGAAUGGGAAGGAGCUGAGAAUGGGUAAAAAAUAUGAAGCCACAAGUGUGGAGCGCAAACGAAUACUGACAGUCCACAAUGUUGACCGUGAGGACGUGGGCAUCUAUGAAUGCAUGUGUGAUGGUGAUAAAAUGUCUGUCCAACUUGCCCUUAAAGAAGAACCAGUUAAGUUUGUUAACAAGCCGAGGGCUCAGCCCCAGGAGAGUGAUGCUCUGGUGGGCGACGUGGUGUUGAGCUGUGAGGUUGCUUCUCCUGGAACUGCUGUUGUGUGGAAGAAAGAACAGAUAGAAAUAAUGGAGGACAAGAGGACAACUUUUAUAUCUCAGGGGACACAAAGGAAGCUGGUCAUCAGGGGUGCCAAGCAGAGCGAUGAAGGACACUACUCGUGUGAGACGGCAGAGGACAAAAUGACAUUCUUGGUCAAGAUAAAAGAAACUCGUGCUGCUUUCUCCAACAAGGACUCUUAUCAGAAGGAAGUGAAGGUUUCAGCCUCCCAAAAAGCCACACUGAGCUGUGAAGUUUCUGAUGCCAAAACUGAGGUGAAAUGGUUCAAGGAUGGCAAGCAGUUGAUUUCCAGUAAGACUGUCCACAUGGAGUCAAAGGGCAAGAGCCGUCAGCUGGUGCUGGAGAAUGUGGAAAAGAAGGAUGCUGGAGAAUAUACCUGUGAAGUUGGAAAUGAUAAGCUGGCCUUUAAGAUUCGGGUGGAAGACAUUCAAGCUGCCUUCUCCAACAAGGAUUCCUACCAGAAAGAGGUCAGAGUAGCAGUUUCUCAGAAGGCCACACUGAGCUGUGAGGUUUCUGACCCCAAGACUGAGGUGAAAUGGUUCAAGGAUGGCAAGCAAUUGAGCUCCAGUAAGACUGUCCACAUGGAUUCAAAGGGCAAGAGCCGUCAGCUGGUGCUGGAGAAUGUGGAGAAGAAGGAUGCUGGAGAAUAUACCUGUGAAGUUGGAAAUGAGAAGCUUGCCUUUAAAAUUCAGGUGACAGAUAUUCAAGCUGCCUUCACCAACAAGGACUCCUACCAGAAGGAAGUCAAAGUAGCUGCUUCCCAAAAAGCCACACUCAGCUGUGAGGUUUCUGACCCCAAGACUGAGGUGAAAUGGUUCAAAGAUUGCAAGCAGUUGAGCUCCAGUAAGACUGUCCACAUGGAGUCAAAGGGCAAGAGCCGUCAGCUGGUGCUGGAUAAUGUGGAGACAAAGGAUGCUGGAGAAUAUACCUGUGAAGUUGGGAAUGAAAAGCUGCCAUUUAAGAUUCAAGUGACAGAGCUCAAAGCUGUAUUCACCAACAAAGACUCUUAUCAGAAGGAAGUGAAGGUUUCAGCCUCCCAAAAAGCCACACUGAACUGUGAAGUUUCUGACCUCAAGACUGAGGUGAAAUGGUUCAAGGAUGGCAAGCAGUUGAGCUCCAGUAAGACUGUCCACAUGGAGUCAAAGGGCAAGAGCCGUCAGCUGGUGCUGGAGAAUGUGGAGAAGAAGGAUGCUGGAGAAUAUACCUGUGAAGUUGGAAAUGAGAACCUUGCCUUUAAAAUUCAAGUGACAGACAUUCAAGCUGCCUUCACCAACAAGGACUCCUAUCAGAAGGAAGUCAAAGUAGCAGCUUCCCAGAAGGCCACACUGAGCUGCGAAGUUACUGACCUUAAGACCGAGGUGAAAUGGUUCAAGGAUGGCAAGCAAUUGAGCUCCAGUAAGACUGUCCACAUGGAUUCAAAGGGCAAGAGCCGUCAGCUGGUGCUGGAGAAUGUGGAGAAGAAGGAUGCUGGAGAAUAUACCUGUGAAGUUGGAAAUGAGAAGCUUGCCUUUAAAAUUCAGGUGACAGAUAUUCAAGCUGCCUUCACCAACAAGGACUCCUACCAGAAGGAAGUCAAAGUAGCUGCUUCCCAAAAAGCCACACUCAGCUGUGAGGUUUCUGACCCCAAGACUGAGGUGAAAUGGUUCAAAGAUUGCAAGCAGUUGAGCUCCAGUAAGACUGUCCACAUGGAGUCAAAGGGCAAGAGCCGUCAGCUGGUGCUGGAUAAUGUGGAGACAAAGGAUGCUGGAGAAUAUACCUGUGAAGUUGGGAAUGAAAAGCUGCCAUUUAAGAUUCAGGUGACAGAUUCAGUGACGCAAUUAUUCUGUUCAAAAAGAGAUAUUCAAGCUGCCUUCACCAACAAGGACUCCUACCAGAAGGAAGUCAAAGUAGCUGCUUCCCAAAAAGCCACACUCAGCUGUGAGGUUUCUGACCCCAAGACUGAGGUGAAAUGGUUCAAAGAUUGCAAGCAGUUGAGCUCCAGUAAGACUGUCCACAUGGAGUCAAAGGGCAAGAGCCGUCAGCUGGUGCUGGAUAAUGUGGAGACAAAGGAUGCUGGAGAAUAUACCUGUGAAGUUGGGAAUGAAAAGCUGCCAUUUAAGAUUCAGGUGACAGAGCUCAAAGCUGUAUUCACCAACAAAGACUCUUAUCAGAAGGAAGUGAAGGUUUCAGCCUCCCAAAAAGCCACACUGAACUGUGAAGUUUCUGACCUCAAGACUGAGGUGAAAUGGUUCAAGGAUGGCAAGCAAUUGAGCUCCAGUAAGACUGUCCACAUGGAUUCAAAGGGCAAGAGCCGUCAGCUGGUGCUGGAGAAUGUGGAGAAGAAGGAUGCUGGAGAAUAUACCUGUGAAGUUGGAAAUGAGAAACUUCUCUUCAAGAUUCAGGUGAAAGAUGUUUCUACCAAAUUCCAGAAGACAUCUGUGACAAAAGAAACUGUGAUGGUUGAGUCAACAGAAAAGGUUGUUUUAAAAACCGAGGUAAUGUCAGAGAAUUGUAGUGUUAAGUGGUUCAGGGAUGGAGUAGAACUGAAUGACAGAUCAAAGUAUGAGAUAAAACAGGAAGGUUGCUCACGUGUCCUCAUCGUUAAGUCGUCUGAAUCUAAAGACAGCGACACCUACUCUUGUCAGACGGCUGAAGACAAAGUGGAGUUCAAGGUUCAGGUCAAAGAUGCACCUUUAAAGUUUGUGGUGCCAUUGCAGCCAGUGUCUGCAGUACUAGAAAGCACCAUGACACUUUCCUGCAGUCUCAACAAAGCCACGGAUAGUGUCCUCUGGAAGCACAACGGCAAAGAAAUCAAACCAGGUGGCAGAUUCAGUGUCCGCACCGAUGGCACCAACUGCAUCUUGACUGUCUCUGCUGUGGCUCAGGAGGAUGAAGGGGAGUACAGUUGUGAAUGCAAAGAUGACAAGACCUUCACCAAAGUCACUACUAAAGCCCCACGUCUGGUGAGGUUCACUACCAGGCUGAACAAUGUUGUUGCAAAUGAAGGCAAAGAUGCUAUCUUUAAAUGCUCCAUCACACCAGCUGAUGUGAGUGUCAGAUGGCUGCAUAAUGACAUUCCUAUUACAGCUAGUCCCAAAUUUAAGAUCGCUCAUGGAGGAAGCAGCCAUUCCCUUACCAUCACAGGUGUCACUCAGGAGGAUGCAGGAGAGAUCAGUAUCGAUGCCGAGGGAAAAGUGUGCAAAGCCACACUGCAAGUACAACAGCUUCCUGUCACCUUCAAGAAGAAGCUUGCAGAUGUGACUGUGACUGAGCAGGACACAGUUCGUUUGGAAGUGGAGCUUAGUAAACCCUCAACAGAUGUCAAGUGGAUGAAGAAUGGUGUGGUACUACAGCAAGGAGAAAAUAUGGAGAUCCAUGUGGAUGGUGCCAAGCAGGCUUUGGUCCUCAAGAGUGUGGCGUAUGCUGACAGAGGACAUUACUCAUGUGAAACCCUAGAUGACAAGACCCAGGCCAAACUGACAGUAGAAAUUAAGAAGAUUCAAAUAGUUAAAGUCCUAAAAGAGAUGAAAGUGCAAGAAAAAGAGACCAUCACUAUGGAGGUGGAGCUAAGCAAGGCUGAUGUAGAAGGUUCCUGGAGCAAAGAUGGAAAGAAACUAAAGGCAGGACCCAAUAUCAUCAUUACUGCACUGGGCAACAAGCACUGCUUGACUAUAUCCCAGCUGAAGAUAAGUGAUGGUGGAAAUAUUACUUUCCAAGCUGAGGAUGUCCAUACAUCUGGCAAACUAAUUGUUACAGAGCCUGCUGCAAAGAUCCUCAAACCUCUAGGGGAUAUCAGUUCUCCUGAAAAGGAGAAAAUCACUUUUGAAUGUGAGGUGUCAAGAGCAAAUGCUGAUGUCAAGUGGUUUAAGGAUGAUGCAGAACUAAAGCCAGGAAAGAAAUUUGGCAUCCAUUCCCAGGCCAAUAAGCGCACCCUCAUCAUCCACAAGUGUGCAUAUGAAGACCAGGGCCAGUAUAUAUGUAGAACAACAGAUGACAAUACUUCAGCCAAGCUCACUGUUCACGCCAGAGAUAUUAAAAUAGUGAAGCCGCUGCAGGACGUGGAGGUGACAGAGAAGGAGAGUGCAACGAUUGUCUGUGAGGUCUCUCACGAUGAGGUCGAGGCUCAGUGGCACAAAGGAGAUGCCAAACUCAAAGCCGGUGACAACAUAAAGAUAAGGCAGGAGGGAAGAACAUACAUUCUACUCUUCAAAUCUGUAAAGGCUGAGGACGCAGGUGAAAUCAAGUUCACAGCUGAGAAGGCCUCUUCAUCUGCUAAACUGAAGGUUAAAGAACUGCCUGUCAGAUUUGUGAAGAAACUGAGAGACAAAAUCGCCAUGUACAAACACCGUGCAUACUUAGAGUGUCAGGUGUCAAGGGCCAACGCUAAAGUCAUGUGGUACAAGAACAAGUCAGAGAUCAAACCCAGCAAGAAGCACGAGAUCACCAGUGAGGACGUCUACAGGAAGCUCACCGUCAUUGACGUGGAUUCUGAUGAUGAGGAUACAUACAUGUGUGACGCCAUUGAUGAUAAGACUUCAUGUCAGCUACUAGUAGAGGAGCAGGCUAUCAGCAUAGUACAGGAGCUGAGUUCUGUGGAGGUGACCGAGCCAUUUGCUGCCCACUUUGAGGUGGAAGUCAGUGUGGAGACAGUCAAGCCAGUGAAGUGGAUGCUAAAUGGGGAACAGCUGAAGGAGAGUGCAGAUACUGAGAUGGAGAAAGAGGGAACCAUGCACCGCCUCACUUUUAAAAAGACCAAGGCCUCCAUGUCAGGACCGGUACAGUUCACCGCCGGAAAGAGUAAAUCAACAGCUGAUCUCAAAGUGAAAGAGCGUCCCAUUGAAGUCCUGGAGCCUCUCAAAUAUGGGUCAGCCAAGGAGAAGACUUCCACCACACUAUGCUGCAAGUUCUCUGCCCCACCAAAAGAAGUACGGUGGUUUAAGGGUCAAACUGCUUUGGAGGCUUCUAGCAAAUACAGCAUGAAGCAAAAGGACGCUAAUGUGCAGCUGAUCAUACAAGCUUUGAGUGCAGAGGACUCUGGAGAGUAUCGCUGUCAGGUCGGGGUCUGUGAGAGCAAAGCCGUUAUCAAAGUAGAAGUGCGUAAAAUCCAGAUCACCAAACAUCUGACAGACGUGGAGGUGGAUGAAGAUGGUGAUGCUACGUUCACCUGUGAGGUUAACUAUGCUGAUGAAGAGGUCCAGUGGACACUCAAUGACAAGCCGCUCUUCAACAAUGAGGUCAAUGUCAUCACCCAUGUGGAUAAGACCCAUACGCUCACCCUCAAGAACCUAGCACCUGUGGAUGGUGGGAAGGUGUCAUUCAGCAUCAGGGAUGUGAAAGAAACAGUCUGCCUAAAAGUCAAAGAGAAGAAAGCCAUCUUCCUGAAGUUGCUGGAUGAUGUAGUUGCAGAGGAGAAGGGUACAGUUACCCUUAAGUGUGAAGCCUCAAAGCCCAGAGUGGCCCCUGUGUGGCGCAAAGAUGGUACAGUCCUGUCAGCAGGCAAAAAGUAUGAGCUCCUCCAUGAUGGUAAGACCUUGGGACUUACUAUCCAUGAUGUCACGCAAGCUGAUGCCGGGGAGUACAGCUGUGAUCUUGGCACAGACCUCUCCAAGUCCAAGGUCACUAUUAGAGAUAUCCACAUCGGGAUCACCAAGCGUUUUAAGUCGGUAGAGGCCAAAGCAGGUGAAAACUGCACAUUCGAGUGUAUCUUGUCCCGAGAAAGUUCAGAGAAGUGCACCUGGAGCCUAAAAGGCCAACCUGUCACUGAUGGAGGCCGUUUCCAGAUAAGCAGCAAAGGGCGCAAGUAUACCUUAACAAUCAAAGCUGUCUCAGCUUCUGAUUCUGGUGAGGUGGUCUUCACGCUCAAGGAUUUGUGCUCAAAGGCAACACUUACUGUUGAGGGUGAAGCUCCUACCAUAUCUAAAGAGCUUCAGGGUGUCAGUGCCAAAAUUGGUGAAGAUGCCACAUUCUCCUGUGACCUUUCUCAAUCUGGACUGGAAGUGAAGUGGUCAAAGGAUGGCAAGUCUAUCAGAAAAAGCCAGAAAUACGAAAUCAGUCAGGAGCAGACGCUUGUAAAGCUGACAAUCCGCAACGUCACUGAAAAAGACUCUGGAGAAUACAGCUGUGAGGUCACCGGUGGUCCAACCUCCAAGGCUAAACUGGAGAUCAAAGAACUGGCCAACAAAUUCAUUCGUGAGCUAAAGGAUGCCACUGCAGAAGAGAAGAGUGCUGUCUCCUUUGAUUGUGAGACAGCCCAACCUGCCUCUGAAGUCACCUGGCUUAAAGGAACAAAGGAGAUUAGGGCUGGAGGAAGGUAUGAGUUUAUGCAAAAGGGAACUGUCCUCAUCCUCAAAGUGAAGGAUCUGGAGAAGAGUGACAGCGAGGUAUACACCUGUGACAUUGGCUCUACGAAGAGUAGAGCCAAAUUGACAGUGAAAGUGGUACCAGCUAGGUUUAAGGGGCAAAUGAAGAACCAGCAGGUUACUGAAGUGGUACCAGCUAGGUUUAAGGGGCAAAUGAAGAACCAGCAGGUUACUGAAGGAGUGCCUGUGGUUUGGAGGAAAGGAACACAAGUGAUCCAUUCUGGAGAGAAAUACCAUAUCAAGCAAGUUGGUUCUGUUUUUGAGCUGAAGAUCACUGAUGUCAAACCUGAAGAUGCUGGAGUCUAUAGUUGUGAUUGUGGGUUUAACAAGACCUCAUCUACCAUUACCGUCAAUGCACUACCAGUGGUCUUCAUACAUGAGCUGCAAAACCUGGAGUGUGAUAUAGGAGGCAGUGCUACUCUGUCCUGCGAGCUUUCCAAACCUGGUGUCCCUGUGCAGUGGAAAAAAGGAAGCCAUGUUAUCCAACCUGAAGGAAAGUACGUCAUCAGGCAGAUUGCCUCAAAGGUGGAGCUGAAGAUCACAGAUCUCAAAUCUGAAGAUGAAGGAGACUACACAUGUGUAUGUGGAGACAAGGCAACCACAGCCAAUAUGAAGAUCAAGGCUCUAAAGUUCCUCCGUCCUUCUGCUGCCCUUGAAUCAGACUUCCAGAAGCAGAAGAAAGAGAAACAGGCAGAGCUCAGUGCUCUAAAGUUCCUCCGUCCUUCUGCUGCCCUUGAAUCAGACUUCCAGAAGCAGAAGAAAGAGAAACAGGCAGAGCUCAGUGUACUGCUGCUCAAGAAUGUUUUACAUCUAUCAGUGAAAAGAAUAUUUUUGAUGCAAAGUGUAAACUUAAUCUCACAAGAUCCUGUUGCUGGUUCAACAACUUUGCCCGAUUCCUCAGCAUUACCAGUGGUCUUCAAACGUGAGCUACAGAACCAAGAGAUUCAGGAAGGGGACAGUGUUACUUUGCGAUGUGAACUCUCAAAAUCUGAAGUUCCUGUGGUUUGGAGGAAAGGAACACAGGUGAUCCAUUCUGGAGGAAACUACCUCAUCAAGCAAGUUGGCUCUACUGUUGAGCUGAAGAUCACUGAUGUCAAACCUGAAGAUGCUGGAGAUUAUGUUUGUGAUUGCGGAGACAGCAUGACAACUGCCAAUGUCAAGGUUAACGCUCUUCCAGCCACCUUCACACAAGAGCUGAAAAACCAGACAGCUAUUGAAGGAGAAAGCAUCAUCUUCCAGUGUGAGCUCUCCAAACCUGGAGUUCCUGUGGUUUGGAGGAAAGGGUCACAAGUGAUCCAUUCUGGAGGAAAGUACCUCAUCAAGCAAGUUGGCUCUACUGUUGAGCUGAAGAUCACUGAUGUUAAACCUGAAGAUGCUGGAGACUAUGCUUGUGAUUGUGGAGACAACAUCACCACUGCUAACAUCAAAGUCAAUGCAUUACCAGUGGUCUUCAAGCGUGAGCUGCAGAACCAACAGCUUCAAGAGGGGGACAGUGUCACUUUGCACUGUGAACUCUCCAAACCUGGAGUUCCUGUGGUUUGGAGGAAAGGGUCACAGGUGAUCCAUUCUGGAGGCAAGUAUAUCAUCAAGCAAGUUGGCUCUACUGUUGAGCUGAAGAUCCCUGAUGUCAAACCUGAAGACGCUGGAGAUUAUGUUUGUGAUUGUGGAGACAACAUCUGCACUGCUAACAUCAAAGUCAAUGCAUUACCAGUGGUCUUCAAACGUGAGCUACAGAACCAAGAGAUUCAGGAAGGGGACAGUGUUACUUUGCGAUGUGAACUCUCAAAAUCUGAAGUUCCUGUGGUUUGGAGGAAAGGAACACAGGUGAUCCAUUCUGGAGGAAACUACCUCAUCAAGCAAGUUGGCUCUACUGUUGAGCUGAAGAUCACUGAUGUCAAACCUGAAGAUUCUGGAGACUAUGCUUGUGACUGCGGAGACAGCAUUACCACAGCCAGUGUCAAGGUUAAUGCACUUCCAGCCAUCUUCACACAAGCACUGAAAAACCAGACAGCUGUUGAGGGAGAGAGCAUCAGCUUCCAGUGUGAGCUCUCCAAAGCAGACAUUCCAGUUGAGUGGCGCAGGGGUGAAAUUGGCCUAUGCCCCUGUGCUAAAUAUGAAUUCAAGCAAGAUGGCCACCGUGCCCAACUGUUCAUACAUGACCUUGAACCUGAGGACUCUGGUGACUAUAUCUGUGACACUGGAGAACGCCAAAGCAUUGCAUAUCUGGAAGUUAAGGCACUGCCAGUUCUUUUCAAAUCAUUUCUGAAAAAUUUGGAAAGUGAAGCUGGGGAAAAUGCAGUUUUUCGAUGUGAACUUGAUAAAGCUGGAGCCAGAGUCAUCUGGAGGAAAGACAAGAGUGUAAUAGAAGCAAGCAACAAAUAUCAGCUGAAGCAAGAUGGGGCUGUUGCUGAGCUUAUCAUUUACAAGCUGCAAGGAGGAGACGCUGGAGAGUACUGCUGUGAAACAGAACAUGAUCGGACAUCUGCCAAACUUGCUGUGAAGGAACUUGAAAUCAUGAUCUUAACUGGCUUGAAGAGCUGCAUUGUCAAUGAAAGCGAGGACGUUCAUUUCGAAUGCCUUGUCUCUCAUGACAAUGCACUCAUUGUUCAGUGGACGCUGCAAGACGUUCCACUACAGAACAAUGAGAUGAAUGAAAUCCGAAUGGAAGGCAAAAGGCACACACUUACACUAAGAAGUGUCACCCAGAAAGACUCGGGCACGGUGUCCUUCCAUGUUGGUGCACACACUUCUUUUGCUUGUCUUACAGUUAAAGCAAUCCCUGUGCUAUCAUUUGUGAAGGAGUUAACAAGCCAGGAAGUCACAGAGGGAGCCAGUGCCUCAUUAUGUUGUGAAACUUCAAUCCCUGAUGCCAAUGUGACCUGGAAGAAGGACACUCAGGUCCUAUCUGAUGGAAAGAAGUAUUCCAUAAAGAAGGAUGGCAUAUUCCAAACCUUGGAAAUCCAUAAGCUAUCAGUGGACGAUGGUGGCGAGUACAUAUGUGAAGCAGGAGACAAACGAAGCAAAGCUAUGUUGACCGUCAAAGAAUGUGUAAAAAUCACAAGAGAAUUAAAGGAUGUGACUGUGAUAACGGGCGAGGAUGCUAUCUUCCAGUGUGAGAUGUCCCAUACAGGGGUUACGAAUGUUGAGUGGUGGCUCGGCUCCAACCACCUUCAAAACAAUGACUUGAAUCAAAUCAGCUGCCGAGGGAGGGAACACAGCCUAGUGCUGAAAAUGGUCACACCCGAUGAUUCAGGUGAUGUAGCCUUUGUGGUUGGCCCUGAGAAGAGUAUCGCCUACCUGUUGGUGCAGGAGAAACCCAAAGCUAAACCAAUUGAUAUUCUUCAAGAGCUGAGUAACGUGGAGACCAUUAAUGGUGGGGAAGCACUUUUUGAAUGCUCCUUGUCUCGUCCUGAAACCAAAGACUGCCGGUGGUUAAUCGAUGGCAAGCCUGUAAAGGAGUCUGCAAAAGUGGAGAUUGUUUCCUUUGAGAGUGGCAGACGUCAUCUUCUGCUUUUAAAGGACUUGCAUCCUUGUGAAAACACAAGGGUUACAUUCCAAGCUGGCACUUCAUCAACUACUGCUCUUCUGUCUGUCAAAGCUUGGCAACUGGAGGUGGUCAAGCCUUUGGAAGAUAAGACCGCCAUUGCAGGAGAGCAAGUUGAGUUCACUUGUGUUUUGAAUGAAGCUGUGCCUGAGAGUGAAGUGACUUGGUAUGCAAAUGGUGUUGAGCUUCAAUGUAAUGACCAAUGGGCCAUGAGAGCCAGUGGCUCUUCCUACAGCCUAAUUUUGAAGAAAGCCCAGGCUCAGCCCACACAGGAAAUCACAUUUGCAGCUCGGGAUGCCUUAUCAAUGGCCAAACUCAUCACAAUAUCUGUGCCUGAUCCCCCUGAAGACCCAGAGCUGGUUAGUAAAGGCCCAACGUUCGUCACCUUGUCUUGGUUCACACCCCUCAGUGAUGGAGGAAGCCCAAUCAUUGGUUACCGUGUGGAAAUGCGUCUAGUGGACAGUGUCCUCUGGCUGCCCUGCCACACAGAACCAGUGUGCAACACUGAAUUUCUGGUUGAAAACCUCAUACCGGGGGCAGGUUACAGGUUCAGAGUGGCAGCCAUUAACCAUGCUGGUAUUGGAGAGCCUGUCCAGCUGCCUCAAACCGUGACACUCGAUGCACCAGUGACCAUGACCAAAAUGUUAAGCAGCUCUAAGAUCCAAAAAGGAAAGAUGGUUCGUUUAGAGUGUGAACUUUCUACAGAGAGCAAAUCAAUCACAUGGCUCAAGGACAACAGAGAGAUAGAGUUUGGGGUCAAGUACCAAAUGGUAGCAGAAGGAAAGAGCCAAGUUUUGCUCAUAAAGGAUUUCCAGUCUACAGACCAGGGUGUCUAUUCUUGUGUAGCCUCAGAAGAGGCAAAGACUUCAAUCAACGUCAACCUCGAAGGAGAUGACACGACACUUUCUCAGGAUGCGGGCAGCCAGCCCAAACUGCCUCCUGAGGCUGCUUCUGAGGGAGAUUUGCAUGCUCUGUGGGAUGCAGUGGCCAAGAAGAGGAGAAUGAGUCGGGAGCCCACAUUAGAUUCAAUUUCAGAGUUGCCAGAAGAAGAUGGAAAAGAAAAGGUCCAGAGCAAAGAAGGAAAAGUACCUGAAAAGGAAGUGAGACCUGUUGAGCCAACUCCCAAGAUCACAGCAGAGCCUAAUCUCUAUACAAGUUCUGAUGAGGAAUCUCUCAGUGGGACAACAAGCUUGGUGUCUUACCUUAAGAAAAGCAGCAAGUCCUCUAUGACUGAGACUAUUGCCUCCAUGAAACUGUAUGAGCACUUCCAGAUGACUGAGCAAUCAGUUACAAAGGCAUCUGUGGAGCCCCUUAUGGAAGCUCAGAAUGGGGAUGAGUUGCAAGAGGCUGCUGUCAAGAUUCAGGCAGCCUUCAAAGGUUAUAAAGCCAGGAAGGACAUGCGACCAGUCUUCAAAGAAGCAUUCAAGGAUCAGACUAAGGAGCCCAAUGGGACAAUUCAUCUUGAGUGCAUUGUGGAGGGUAAGCCAGAUAAAGUUCGCUGGCUGAAAGAUAGUGAACCCUUAACAGAUGGCAAGCACCAUCACAUUGACAUCUAUAAUGAUGGCACCUGCUCUCUAGUAGUGACUGCUGCCACAACCAAAGACACGGGUGUAUAUACUUGUGAAGUAACCAAUAAGUUUGGUGUUUCCACCCAUAGUGGCAAAGUCACUGUAGGGUCGCUGCGGGAAUCUUCUGGGCGACGCCCCCUCGCUCUGGGCUACAGUGCAGAUAGUGAAGCUGAGAGCUCCUCAGGGAGUGAGAUGGAUGAGACUUUACGCCAAGCAAGUAAACGAUUACAGCGACUUCUUCGUACUCGCCUCCCUCCGGAUGUGGAAGAGGAACCUUUUGUUAGUGCGGAUGAAGGAGAUUUACCGCCACCGGAUCUACAGACUUACCGGGAAGACGAUCAGUAUAUCUACAUCCGCUUUGAUAACCGUGCAGAAGCUCAAGUAGCUUCCCAGCGCUUCCAGGAAAUGUUUACUUAUCAAGGAGUUCCCAUUGAAACGGCCAUCAUAGCAGCAGCAGGUGCUAAGGUAGAGCUGCGUAUCACAAAGAUGAGUCUCUCCCAAGAUGGCUCCCAAACCCCAACUCAGGACCUACCGAUGCCUGCUUUCAUGACAGGAGCCCCUGCGGCCCCCGUCUUCCUGACGGAGCUCCGUAGCCAAGAUGUUCCUGAUGGGUUUCCAGUCAGUUUUGACUGUGUAAUUGUCGGCAACCCCCCUCCCACUGUGAGAUGGUUCAAGGAUGGAAAGAUAUUGGAGGAAAACGACCACUACAUGAUCAAUGAAGACCAGGAAGGCCAUCACCAGCUGAUCAUCACAGCUGUGCUGCCCACAGACAUGGGCGUGUACCGAUGCAUGGCUGAAAAUGACAGUGGCAUCGCCUCCAGCAAGGCUGAGCUGAGGGUGGACAUGUCUUGUAGCUCAGACUAUGACACAGCAGCUGAUGCCACAGAGACGUCUUCCUAUGUCAGUGCUAAAGGUUAUGUGUCUAGCUCGGAGCACAGGGACACAGAGGCUUUUGAGUCUGUGGCAGAAGACGAGCAGCUUCCUCAGAUUGUGGAUGAGUUACAUGAUUUAUUCCUCAGUCCUGGAGCACCCAUUGCCAAAAUGAGUGUCAGGGUCAAAGGAUUUCCCACACCAAGGGUUUACUGGUUCAAAGACGGCACCCCACUUCAAGCCUCCAGCAGAAUUGUAUUGUCGACUGAGCGAGAUCAACACAGUCUUGAGAUUUUGGAUGUUAAGCGCGAGGACACUGGAGAAUACUCAGCAUACAUUAGCAAUAUAGCUGGCUCUGCCUACUCUUCAGCACGACUGAAUUUACUGGCUCCUGGAGAGCGCCCAGCACCUGAACAGGGACGAAUGAGAGAUUCAAAGGUGCCACUUGUGCCACCACGCUUCCUGGAGAGGUUCAGCAACAAGAAGGUGAAACAGGGAGCGAGUAUAACGCUGUCAGUCAAAGUGGAAGGCUCCCCAACCCCAUCUGUAAACUGGUUAAAGGAAGUGUCAGAUAAGGAUGUUCUGUGGAUCAAGGCAGACACAACAGGUUACAAGGUGGCCAGCUCUGGCCGUCAACAUAGUCUCAUCCUCAUGGAAGUGGAAAAAAAACAUGGCGGCAUGUACACUUGCAUCGCCACCAACCGUGCUGGACAGUCAGUCAACACAGCCCGACUGGAUGUGGAGACAGCACCAGAGCAAAAGAAAGUGGGGCCAGAGGUUCUGGGAAUUACUAUCAGCCCACCAGAGGAAAAGGGCAAAGGAGAGAUCAAACUACCUUCCCUGGGUGAAGUGGGUACUGAGGAAUUCUUACAAAAACUCACAACCCAAAUCACAGAAAUGGUAUCUGCCAGGAUUACUCAAGCUUCAUUACGUGUCCCAGGAGCUGACAGCGAUGAUGAAACAAAAACACCAUCUCCAUCUCCAUAUCACGGCCGAUCGCGCCCGCCAUCUCUGAUCGCAGACUCAUCAUCCGAGUCAGAUGAAGGAGAUGCCAGGGGAGAGAUGUUUGAUAUCUUCGUUGUGACUGCUGACUACAACCCCAUGGGGGUCAGUAAAGAUGCCAUCGCUCUGAAAGAGGGCCAGUAUGUGGAGGUUCUGGACUCUGCCCAUCCACUUAAAUGGCUUGUCCGCACCAAGCCCACCAAAUCCAACCCAUCUCGCCAGGGAUGGGUCUCGCCUGCGUAUCUCGACAAAAGACUGAAGCUGUCUGCAGACAUAGCAGACCUCCCAGAGACCACUAGAGAAGAAGUCACAGAGACAGAGUACAAGAAGAAACUCUGUCAACUUGUCCAAGAGCUGAUCAGCACAGAAACUGAGUUUCUGAAGGAGAUGGAGUUCUUCACGUCACACCAUCUGAAGCGUGUGGAGGAGGAGAGCACACCACCUGAAAUCGCCACCCAGAAGGAAACCAUCUUCCGUAAUAUCAAUGAUUUGAAAUCCUUCCACAGCAGCUCUUUGCUGCCUGGUCUGCGUGAUUGUGACACAGAUGAUGACACUGCCAUGCAUUUCCUGAGAAACUCUGAAGGGUUUGAGAAAUAUCUGCAGUACUUCAUUGGACAAUUGCAAGCUGAGUCCGCCAUCAGUGAGAAAAAAGUGCACCAGUAUUUCAAGGAUUAUACAGUAUCAGAGUUGGCAAAUGUUGACCCCUCAGAAGGUCCAGUGCUAAGCAUCAAUGCUUACCUUCAGAGACCACCGGAGAGAAUUCAGAAGUACAGGGCUUUACUGAAGGAAUUGAUCCGGAAUAAAGCGAGGAACGGUCAGAACUGCUGUUUGUUGGAGCAGGCCUAUGCCAUGGUGUCGUCCCUCUCCCAGCGCUCAGAAAACACACACCAUGUAUCACUCAUAGAGAACUACCCCGCCAAUCUGGAGGCGCUGGGAGAACCUAUUAGACAGGGGCCCUUCACUGUUUGGGAAGGAGCUCCUGGAAUUCGAACAUCUUCCAGAGGUCACCACCGCCACGUCUUCCUCUUCAAAAACCAUGUGGUCAUAUGCAAACAGAAGAGAGACACUAAUACAGACAUCCAAGCAUAUGUGUUCAAGAAUAUGAUGAAGCUCACAAACAUUGACGUGAACGAGACAGUUGAGGGUGAUGAGAGAGCAUUUGAGAUCUGGCAUGAGCGCGAGGACUCCGUGAGAAAAUACACGUUGCAGGCGCGGACUGUUAUCAUCAAGAACUCAUGGCUCCGCGACCUCCGUGACCUUCAGCAGCGCUACAGCAUGCCAGCCUGGAGCUCUCCAGAUUUUGACACAGUGUUGACAGACUGCACAGCGGAGCUCGGACAGACGGUAAAGCUCGCCUGCAAGAUCACUGGUGCCCCCAAACCACAGGUCACCUGGUACAAAGACGGGCGUGCCGUGGAAGCGGAUCCUCAUCACAUCAUCAUUGAGGACCCAGACGGCUCUUGCACACUGAUUUUGGACAACAUGACGGCAGACGACUCAGGCCAGUACAUGUGCUUUGCCACCAGCUCUGCGGGCAACGCCAGCACACUAGGCAAAAUCACUGUGCAGGUACCUCCACGUUUUGUGAAUAAGAUCCGGAAAUCCACACUUUAUCCAGGAGAAGAUGCUCAGUUCACCUGCACCAUCCAGAGCGCUCCAAGUCCCAAGAUAAGAUGGUUUAAGGAUGGUAAACUACUGACAGACCUGGAGAAGUUUCAGACAUACAGUGAACCGCGCAGUGGAGUGUUGGUUCUAGUUAUCAAGAACCCUGGAGAACGAGACCUUGGACACUAUGAGUGUGAGCUGUCGAACCGUCUGGGCAGUGCCAGGUGUGCGGCGCAGCUGAUCACUCCUGCUGUGGCAAUGGCGGGAGAACGUAGAGCAGAUCAGGCCAUAAGUAUAGAAGUAACGGAACAAGAGACGAAAAUGCCGAAGAAAACCAUAAUUAUUGAGGAGACCAUCACCACAGUGGUGAAGAACACCCGUAUGAAACGGCAUGCAUCGCCGCGUCCAUCGCCCAUGGGAGCUCACCGCUCAGAGACGUCCACACCCGAACCGCCCAGACAGAGACGAACCCUGGCCAGGAAGACUGUACCGACACUGUAUGUUCCAGAGACGGAGGGUGCCACGGCCAGGAACCCAAGAUGGGUAGAAGUCGAAGAGAUAAUCGAGUAUAAAGUGAACAAAUCACCCAAGUUACCAGGACGAAGAGGCGUUUCCCCCAGCAAGCUGUCACCACCUGGCAAUCCAAACACUAAUAACUCCAACAAUAAGUUAGUAGAAGAGGCAAUGGGUGCCGCAAUGGCUCUGCAAGCUUCUUCUGGUACGGAUGAAGAGGAAACUGCACAGAAUGUGUCUGAAGUACCUUCAGGGAUCGACAAUAUGACAACAUUAGAAAUUAGUGACCCGUGUGUCUCUGAUGAAGAUGAAGGAACUAUUGUCGUGGAGCCUGAAGAUGACGAACUUGAUGCUCGAGAUUGCAAAAUGCUGACUGAUGGGAAUCGAGUUCUUACUCUUGAAGAUCUCGAGGACUACGUCCCUCAGGCAGGUGAAACGUUCGGCAGCAGUACAGACCAUCACAUCCCCGUCGAGAAGCCAAGUGAGAUCUCGGUGUUGCAGAGAGAAAUUAACGAGCCUGUCGUUGGCAAACCCAUUGUGUUGAACGUGGUACGUCCACUGGCAAAACCUCGCAUGGGAUUCUUUGGCUCCUUCAAGGAACACAUUUCCAGCAUGUUUAGUCCAGGUUCAUCAGCGGGCGGCAGCUCUCAGGCAAGGCGAGAGAAGACCAUACCCAUUCAUGUGACGGGAGAACCUUCAUCCAACUAUUCACGCCAUACCAGUAGCUUUGCGAGGCUUGAAGUCCAGCCGACGUACUGCUCCGAGGUCCAAAGAGGAAAGGAGGGAGGUCUGCAGAGCUUCAAAACGCAGGUUUCCGCACAAACCCGCAACUACACGCCCACCGGACAGGUCACUCUUCAGAUCAGCAAGAAGCCAUUUGAGAAGCAGUAAUCGCGAGGAAACCACUCAGGAUAGAUGCUUGUUUCCAGCAUGCAAAAUCAGGACAUACAAGUAGGCCUAGUCUUAAAUGGGAACGCUUCUGUAAAAUCUUGCAAUCUAGGAGUGUAAUUCAGUCGUAAAGCUUCUGCUGACAGCAGAUCAUUCCAUGUUGAGGCAAAAGAUUCACUUGCCAAACUCCUUUAUAUCCUACUCUACCUAAUGAAGACUUUCUAAUUACUAUUAUUAGAGUUCCUGUGAGCAAAUGUGCAGCUGUGCUUCAGAACGGCAAGUCCGACACAACAUGAAUCCUGGUCCUGGAGAACCAACGUCCUUCAGAUCUUCAACCAGCCCCAACACAGUUGCCAGGAAGUUUCCAGUAAGUCUGAAGACCUACUGAAGAUUAGGUGGUUCCGAUGUGUUUAAUUAGUGUUGUAGGUAAAUCUGCAGGACAGUGGCCCUUCGGGAACAGGUUUGGACACCUUUGGUCUAGUCCCUUGGUCUAAAGCAGAGGUUCUCAACUCUGGCCCUCGAGGUCCACUUUUAGCUCCAACCUUGAUCAAACUCACUUUU